AGCCACGAUGGACACUGCUGGCCAUAGCCUCGUGCUCCUCCAGCAGCUGAACAUGCAGCGGGAGUUCGGUUUCCUGUGUGACUGCACCGUUGCUAUUGGAGACGUGUACUUCAAAGCCCACAGAGCCGUGCUGGCUGCCUUCUCUAACUACUAGAUGAUAUUCAUUCACCAGACGAGCGAAUGCAUAAAAAUACAGCCGACGGACAUCCAGCCCGACAUCUUCAGCUACCUGCUGCACAUCAUGUACACGGGCAAGGGCCCGCGGCAGAGCGUGGACCACGGGCGGCUGGAAGAGGGCAUCCGGUUCCUGCACGCGGACUACCUGUCGCACCUCGCCACGGCCAUGAACCAGGCGUUCUCGCCGGAGGCCGUGCAGUCCUCCAACCUGUACGGCAUCCAGAUCUCAACGACCCAGAAACCAGCCGCGAAGCCAGGGCUGCAGGCGGCCCAGGCCCCUUCCGGCAGCGGCGCGGGCAGGGCGGCGACGCAGGGCGACCACGCCCAGCUGCAGCUGUCCCUGGCCAUUGGGCUGGACGAGGGCGCCGCGGACGUGCAGGGCGCCCACCGCGCGGCGCAGGCCGGCGCCGAGCUCCAGAGGCCGCCGGCGGCCGUCAAGCAGGAGCGGGGUGACCCGGAGGCCGUGCCCGCGCAGGGCCAGCGCCCGCCCUCCGCAGAGGCGGCGGGCCCGGCUCUUCCAGAGAGCAGCAGCCGGGCGCACGCGUGCCACUACUGCGGGGAACGCUUCGACGCCCGCGGUAGCCUCCGCCAGCACCUGCACACCCACGUGUCCGGGGCGCUGCCGUUCGGGGUGCCGGCGUCCAUCCUGGAGAGCAAUGACCUGGGCGAGGUGCACCCGCUGCAGGAGAGCCGCGCGGCCCUGGCGCGCCGCCGGCUCAGCGCCCUGGGCGGCCAGGAGGGUGGGCGGCAGCAGCCCGGGCCCGCGGCCCGCGGCCCCGCCGAGCCUCUGCAGAUCAGCCAGGUGGCCUUGAUCUCCAAAGACGCGGAGCCGGUGGAGCUCAACUGCAACUUCUCCUUCUCCAGGAAGAGGAAAGUGGGCUGCGCCGUGUGCGGCCACAAGUUCCUCCGGCGGAGCCAGCUGCUGGAGCACGCGUGCGCGCACAGAGGCAGGCCGCACAGGCACGGCGGCUGCCCCCGGCUGGCCAGCGCGCUGGCCCAGAGCUUCCCGACGUUCUGCGACAGCUGGUCCGACGUCGCCCUGAAGGGGCCCCGCCUGCCCCAGGAACACCUGGAUCUGCCUUGUGCCUUGGAGUCGGAGCUCACGCAGGACAGUGUGGACGCCAUCCUGGUGGAGUAGCAGCUUCUGGAAAAGGAAGCGUCGUCCUGCUCUGUUACUGUCCUCCCAAGUCCCCUUGGCUUUGUCCUUCACAGUCGAGCCAUCAUUUGAAGGUUGCGUAUACCAGGUCCUCUAAGACAUGAACAUGUGGCUGUGAAAAUGUAAGCUCCACUUAGCGCUGGCAACAAUCGUAAAUUAUAUCACCCUUUAGAAAACAGAGGUCAGUGCAGAAACAGGCAGACCUGAGAGUGAACAGUUGCUCAUAGAAUUUCUAGUUUUUUUCUAGAAUUAGUAAAAUGGAAUGGAAUAGGAAGUAAAUGAAAUAGGUUUUAAAGACUGUCCUGAGCUAUCACUUUUGGAUUGUUUCACAUGAGGUCAGUCCCCAUGAGGAUCAUUCUAAAAUAGUCUCUGCCACACAGAACAGUUAAUUGUUUUGUUUUUUUUUUUUUUUUAAAGAUUAUUUAUUUGAAAGAGUUACAGAGGGAGGGAGAGACAGAAACACCUUCCAUCUGCUGGUUCACUUCCGGAUGGCUGCAUCGGCCAGGUCUGAGCCAGGCUGAGCCAGGAGCAGGAGUUCUUCCAGGUCUUGCAUGUGGAUACGGGGCCCAAACACUUGGGCCAUCGUCUACCACUUUCCCAUGCCAUUAGCAGGGAGCUGGAUCGGAAGUGGAGCAGCCAGGACUUGAACCGGCGCCCAUAUGGGAUGCCAGCGUUGCAAGCGUAGACUUUACUGUUUUGCCACAGUGCCAUCUCCAAUAGUUUUUUAAUGCAUAACUAUGUAUUAUAGUGUAUAAAAAUUGUUUUUAAGAUAUAGCUAUACCAAAUCAUGAGUAGUUUUAAAAAUUACUUUUUACUUAUUAGCUCUGCAACAUUACCCAUGUCUUUUAUCUAUUUUUUUACACAUUGAAUAUACCUCAUUGUUAACGAAAACUGUUUCAGUUAGAAGAGAGAAGGGGAAGAGGCAGGCAUCAAUGCACCUGCAACAGAAAGGUGUGUAAACGUGGACAAGCACAUCACACAGGGACCGAGCUCCGUCUACACUGCCUGACGCCCAGGCCGUUACCUUCACCUAGAGCAUCUUCUGAGCUUUCUACCCCCGAGGUUCACUUGAGUUCAGUGAGGAAAGUGAUCACACACAGAUGUCUCUGCCCGCGCCCCAAAGGGUAGGCUAGGUUGCCUGGGUUGAUGUGAAUCUUCUAAAAGUCACUGGGAAAAAAGUUUUUCCGUGGCACAGGUUUCACGUUUUCUGCCCAUAAAGCCAACAGAGGGGCUGCGUUCCAUCGUCUGGAACUGUGCUGAAGAUCCUUGGCGACAGCUUUUUCUCUGCAUACAGUUAACGCCCCUCCAUGCUGGUGACAUUUGAAGGAAUCGCCCAGGGGAGGGCGUCAGUGGUAGAGCCUCCUGCCCUAUCCCUGGGAGAGAGCGGCCGGCCCUCGCCACAGAGCAUGGAGCGGAGUGGUUCCCACAGUGUUUCAGUUUCGGGUGCCAGCAGUCAAGGAAAGCAGGAGGCCGGGGCUCCCGGACAGCCUCCUGCGCUCCGUGCGCUGCUCUGCUGAGAGGGUCUACGUCAGGCCCUUGCAGCCACCCCCAAAAUGUAAGGCUUAGAACAUCCCCACCCACAGAGCCCUGAGCCCCUUCCUGGGGACUGCAUUUCCAGGCCCUCAGCAGCUGGGUAAUUCCAGGCAAGCAGGGAGUGGAGCAGAAUUAUAGGAGAGUCGACUGGAGAAGAGCGCUAGACGGUGCCCUCGGCCAGUGGGCGAGUGAAAAUUCACAGGGCAGCAUUCUGUGGGAGAGAGCAGAAUCCGACCGGCCGUGGAUUGAUCAGACGUGACUGAGGGUGGGCGGAAACAAAUGCGCUGCUCUUCAGGAUCAGAACUUCAUUUAUUUCUUUGGAAAGAUUUACUUAUUUGAAAGGGCAGAAUCACUGGCUCACUCCCCAGAUGGCUGCAACAGCCAGGGCUGGGCUAGGCUGAAGCCAGAAGCCAGGAACUCCAUCCAGGUCUCCCAUGUGGGUGCAGGGGCUCGACCACUUGGGCCGUCUUCUGCUGCUUUCCAGGCACAUUAGCAGGGAGCUGGAUCAGUCGUGGAGCAGCUGGGACUCAAAUCCGGAACUCCUAUGGGUUGUGCCAGUGUCAUGGGCACAGCUUAACCUGCUGUAUGCACCACAGGGCCCUCCCCAUGAACUUUCCCUCACCAGCUCACUGGGCAGUGAUUCAAAGCUGUCCCACCCUCACAGGAGGAACCCAGAUAGCAACGUUGACUUCACGCACUCUAGGUCAUUUGGGAUUUAUUCCCUAGUGUUAUUCUCGUUAAAAUGUUUUUUUCUGUCUACUCCAUGUGCUUCCUUCCUGCCCAGCGUUAGGAGUAGUGGUGGGUGGGAUGGUGGGUAAGGCAACAGCCCGGCUACUACCAGCAGAUGGACCAGGCCAGACAGCGCUAAUCGAAAGCAGAAUGGGAAGACACUUAAGGAAGUUCCUGGGAAAACAGAAGUAAACAAGUAUUAUUUUGGUGCAAAGAAAUCUUGAAAUCCAUGCAUAUAUUUUUCAUAAUAUACAUUUUUCAUUGACUUUCUGAAAACCCCUGGUAUGCAUGGAUUUCCUCGUUUUUUUUUCCCUUGCACCAAAAUAGACUUCUGUUUUAAUUCCAUGUCCCAUAAACUGUUUGAAGUGCGUUUGCGUAUUGAGAAGACAGUGGUUAACUGUAUUUCUAUUCUUGUUCAUGAAGUUCCUUUUAAUACAGGGAACUCAAAGCAAAUGUGCUUCCCUGUGUCCUCAUUUUCUGUUUUAGGAAGUGGAAAAAUGUUAACUGCGUUUACAGAAAAAAAAAAAAAUCCCAAAAGCUGAAUUCCAGAGAACCAAUGAAUAGUAUGGGACUGACCUGAAUUUUUUUUCUCCAUUCAUUCUGAAGACGUGUUUUGUUCUGUUUUAAGAUUUACAUAUUUAUUUGGAAGGCAGAGUUACAGACAGACAUUGGUUCACUCCCCAAAUGGCUGCAACGGCCAGAGCUGGGCCCAUCCGAAGCCAGGAGCCUGGAGCUUCUUCCGGGUAUCCCAUGCGGGUGCAGAGGCCCAAAACACUUGGGCCAUCUUCUGCUGCCUUCCCAGGUCAUAGCAGAGAGCUGGAUUGGAAGUAGAGCAGAUGGGACUCGAACCAAGGCCUAUAUGGGAUGCUGGCACUGCAGUCAGUGGCCUUACCUGCUACGCCACAUCGCUGGGCCCCCAGACAUUUUUUUUAAAGUAAUUAUCAACCCCAACACUGUGCCAGGGUAUAAUUUUUAAAGAUAUGAUUCCUAAGAAAAUCUACUUUAAAAAUUCUUCCAAGUAAAACCUUUAGCCUUGACUACAUCAAACUGUAUACUAAUAUAUAUAUAUAUAUAUAUAUCCUAAUAAUAUAGUGUGGUUAGUGUAAGGAUUACCAAGGUUAAAAUGGAAGUGCCAUUUGUAUUUCAUCCGCAUGUCAGGCAGACACCACACAGACAUUUUCUCUUCUUUCCGGAGUUUACAUGUAGUUGUUCUCUGGAGAGUGGUAGACACUGUUUCAGUAUUUGUCAUUAUUAGCAUAACAUCAGAACUCAACAUCUAAUAUAAAAAUACAGCCUGCCUUAUGGAAGAAAACAAAACGUCUUGAUUUAUAACACUUGAAGGUGUUCCAUCCUGCCCUGCCCUGGCUUUCUGAUUCCCAUGAGCAGGGGUGUUGAGCAUUUGUAUUAGAAUCGUGUCAGUUCUCUCAGUGUUGCUGAUAAAAGCCCAACUGUGCAAGGACACCGGCAUUCAUUCUGCAGCUAAGCCCGUUAACCUCAGCAUUCUGAGUUGUAAAUGCUAGAACAUCUGAGCAGCACUCAUGUAGCAGUUGGUAAUGAAGCAACAAACCCUUUUUUUUUUUUUUUUUUUUUUGGACAGAGUGGACAGGGAGAGAGAGAGAGACAGAGAGAAAGGUCUUCCUUUGCUGUUGGUUCACCCUCCAAUGGCCGCCGCGGCCGGCGCACUGCGGCUGGCGCAUUGCGCUGAUCCGAAGCCAGGAGCCAGGUGCUUCUCCUGGUCUCCCAUGGGGUGCAGGGCCCAAGCACUUGGGCCAUCCUCCACUGCACUCCCAGGCCACAGCAGAGAGCUGGCCUGGAAGAGGGGCAACCAGGACAGAAUCCGGUGCCCCGACCGGGACUAGAACCUGGUGUGCCGGCGCCGCUAGGUGGAGGAUUAGCCUAUUGAGCCGUGGCGCCAGCUAACAAACUCAUUUUUUGCAGCUGCUUUAGAAACAGCAUUACUGCUUGAAUUCUGUUACUGUCUCUCCUGUUAGCGAGGAGGUUUCGUUCUUUGGCAUUAUGGAGAGUAAAACUUGCCAACUUAAACCUUACUGAAAGUUCACCAAACAUACUGCUUUAUAUGUAGGAAGUGAUUUUUUUAAAAGCAACAAAGAAAUGUCAUUCUCACUUCUUUGCUGUUGGUGAUCUAGAUGGAAGAUAGGGAAGGAGAAGGGUGAGGACAAUUCAUAGUAAUUCACUAGUGUUGUUUUAGAAUAGUAUCAGAGAAGUCUCCAAUGAAAACUGGAGGAAAUAUAUGUUAAUCAUGGGAAAAAAUGGGAGAGUGUCAUUCCACUGUAUGUACAGGAGUCUUGGUGAUGCAACUCAGAUCCUUGGUGAUAAUAUCAAUAUUUUCAUAGUCGUUAAGGUAAAACUAGGCCAUGUGAAGAGUUUUCACGUUACUUGUGUUGGUAUGUUUUAAACCAAACGUAGGUCUGUGACAUUAUAAUUAAUUUUCAAGAAUGAAAUCUGUAAGUGAUUAUUGUCUGUGUGUGUGGUUUGUCCUUCUAAAAGCCCGGAUGUGUUAAACACAAAGAACCAGACUGAUUUUUUUGUUCUCAGGACCGGAAGAAUCCAUGCCCUUCAGAAGGGAUCUGUGCUGCAUUUGGUCACUGGGUAGCUAUCACUGCAGUGCCACCAACACUGACCAUCAUCAAGUGCUCUAUUUCAUGCCAGAUAAACUCAUUCCAUCAGAAUAGGCCAAAUGCUACCUUAAAAGGAAACCCAGAUUACAAAAACCUGUACAAUUAAAAAGAGGUCAAAGUACAAGCAACACACAGCACGUACAGGAGAGCGAAAGGAAACAUUGUGGGUGAAACCCCUCUGCCCUAUAUGGGGCUGUGAAUAAGCUUCACAGGCGUUCUUCUCACACGGUUUGUAGGGAGAGGGGGAGAGGGUUGGAACGGAAACAAUGGAUUUCAUGUAUUUUACCAAGACAAAUUAAUGUGCUGUAAUCACAAAUAAAACCUUUUAUUAACUCUGCCCUAA
This is a messenger RNA of Oryctolagus cuniculus (rabbit), 6577 nucleotides long. NCBI's taxonomy places the organism in Eukaryota, Metazoa, Chordata, Mammalia, Lagomorpha, Leporidae. The record is from RefSeq and is a predicted model, not a curated record.